Molecule: messenger RNA, 665 nt
Organism: Closterium sp. NIES-67
Lineage: Eukaryota; Viridiplantae; Streptophyta; Zygnematophyceae; Desmidiales; Closteriaceae
Source: the annotation of a GenBank genome assembly
AGCUCCCGAUUGUUGCUCCUUAUGCGUCCCGCUCUUGCUCAUCCGUUACCGUAGGGGAGUCACGUCGAUAGCUCAGAGUCGCGGCGUGACCUACCCUAGAUUCCGGCGUCGAGCUUCGACGCCGGCUGAGCCAGGGUGUCUCACGACGAGCCAGCGUGUCUCACGGCGCUGAAUCAGCGUUGUGGUAGCGAUGGCGGGAUAUGAGCCUCCGCCGUUUAGAGACGGUAGCAGCGGGCGAUCAGGCAGCACGGAUCUGCACACCGAUCUGUACGCGUUAUUGCACGUCUCGCGGGACGCGUCUGACGAUGAGCUGAAACGCGCGUAUCGCCAGCUCGCUUCGGUGUACCACCCUGACAAGUACCCCUUUCCGCAGAUGCAAGAUGUCGCCAAGGAUCACUUUCAGCGGAUCCGAUCCGCCUACGAGGUUUUGUCCGACCCGGCCAAGAGGCAGGUGUAUGACCUGUACGGCAUAGAGGGCGUGGUGUCGGGCAUGGAGCUAGGCCCACACCUGCGCACGAGGCAGGAGAUACGGGAGGAGUGGGGCGGGCGCAGAGGAGGAGGGAGGAGCUGAAAGCGGCGAUGCGCACCCAGCACUCGUCCUCCAUGCUGCUGUCUGUCACUGCUGCUGAUGCCCUGGCGUCAGGAUUUCAACGCUUCCCCAGAAU